GUAGAAUAAAGAUGGCAGCGCACGGUGGGCGACUUUUCCGAGUUUUCGGUGGAAAGUUAUUGCGAAUAUCACACCAUAGUCGUGCCUUGCAGGUUAUAGACACCCAACAAUGGAAGCUCUUCUCCACAGAUGUCCAGCCGAAGAAAGAGAAGAAACAGAAAGAUUCUGUAGCUGCCGUGAUUGCUGCUGCCCAAGACAGAAGAACAGCUUAUGAUACGUUGAUUCAACGAGAGGAGUUAUCUUAUGAGCGAGGGCGACGUCACCUUGCCAACAUGAUGGGGGAGGAUCCAGAGGACUUUAAACAAGAAGAUGUAGAUAGGGCCAUUGAGUAUCUCUUCCCAUCGGGUCUAUUUGAUAAGAAGGCGAGGCCUAUGAUGAAGCCUCCAGCAGACUACUACCCACCCCAGAAGGCAGCCCAGUUUGGACCAGAUGGUAGACCCUUUGAUGCCUUGUUCUACACUGGCAAACCAAACUACUAUAAUCUCAUGCAUGACACAGUGAAUGAAGCAAAUAAAGUCAUCGCUAAGGAGGACGAGAUGAUAAGAAAAGGAAUCCUCAUACAUGAAACUCAUCCUGUGAACCUUGCAAGGAGUGAAUGGAUAGACAAAGCGUCUGUUGAGAGAAUAGUGGUAGAAGCACUGUCCGACAAGGAGUAUUUAAAUUUUAUCAGUCUGUUGGAGAGGAUACUGCAGCUACCGUAUGCAAGUGAAGUCAGCGAUUAUAUCCACAAGUUUAGACGAGAACUAGUCGCUGAGCUCAGCAAGGAAGUCAUUAGUCCAAUUCUAGAAGACGAGAAUGGUCAACCCUACAGCAAGGGGGAUGCCUGGAGGAAGAGCGCCAAGGCCUGGGUCACGCUGAAGGAUCAAGGGAAAGGUCAAGUCACGGUCAAUGGAAUGGAGUUUCUCAAGUAUUUCACUUGGGUGCGAGUAAGAGAACAAAUCCUGUUUCCUUUUAACUUCACAGAGACCUUGGGCCGGUUUGAUGUGGAGUGUGAGGUGGUUGAAGGGGGCAGGACCAGUCAGGCCGGGGCUGUCCGACUUGCUAUCUCGAGGGCGCUGUGUAGCUUCGUGGACCAGCAGAAGAUUGAGCAGAUGAGACAAGCGGGACUGCUCACAUUAGAUCCUAGGCUCAGAGAGAGGAAGAAGCCAGGGCAAGCUGGAGCCAGAAAGAAGUUCACCUGGAAGAAAAGAUAACCAUUGCCUUGGGUUGCUCAAGGACUUACCAUGAUCUUGAUACUCUCCUGCUCUGUUCCUCAAAUACGAGGGCAGCAGAGUUGAACACACGUCCGCUAGGUCACCACUAUCUCUCUAAUAUGCUAUGUGGGAAUGUACUAUCUAUAGGAAACAGGCAGCAAUGUGAAUUCCGAAUUGGACACCAGUGGAGCACUACUUAGAGGAUUACUUGUUGUCCAAGCUUUGGCCUGGAUUCACACCUUCCAUAUUGCACAGAACAUACAGGCCUGCAUCAUGUACAUUGUACGUGUAUGGGUCUCUACUCUCUUUUCAGAACAAGUGGGAAUUUCAGAUCGAUCUUGUUCAUGAGCCGAUUGUAGUUCAUUCUUCAAUUAUGCAAUUAUGCAGAGGAAGAUAUACACAUAACUUGUUCAUAU
This is a messenger RNA of Strongylocentrotus purpuratus (purple sea urchin), 1609 nucleotides long. Its product is annotated as 28S ribosomal protein S9, mitochondrial. Gene Ontology annotation, cellular component: mitochondrial small ribosomal subunit; ribosome. NCBI's taxonomy places the organism in Eukaryota, Metazoa, Echinodermata, Echinoidea, Camarodonta, Strongylocentrotidae. The record is from RefSeq and is a predicted model, not a curated record. The transcript has 10 exons. Gene Ontology annotation, molecular function: RNA binding; structural constituent of ribosome. Bases 12 to 1193 code for a protein of 393 amino acids. Gene Ontology annotation, biological process: translation.